Penaeus monodon (black tiger shrimp) is the source of this 5559-nucleotide messenger RNA. RefSeq names its product calcium-activated chloride channel regulator 1-like. The transcript has 33 exons. The record is from RefSeq and is a predicted model, not a curated record. NCBI's taxonomy places the organism in Eukaryota, Metazoa, Arthropoda, Malacostraca, Decapoda, Penaeidae. The coding region runs from base 163 to 4941 and encodes 1592 amino acids.
ACAGCCGCGUCGAAAUACGUUUCUCUCCGACAAGUGACAUGGCCAAAGUUAAUCCCUGAACACCACGGUAUAUAAAGAUCUCAGGAGGUGUUCAGAAAGCUUCGUUGUGUCACUUGCAACAUCUCAACUGCUGUCAUUUGUAGCGAAGGAAGCAGCCUUGAGAUGAAACGCCAGAUGAGCCUGGCGAUGGCGACGGUGGUGGCGACGGCAACGUUGGCGAUGCUGGCGCGGCUGGCGACGGCGACGCACGCGAGUGUGUCCUUGAUGAGCAACGGCUACGAAGGGCCUGUCGUGGCAAUUUCGCCGUCCGUAGAUGAACUUUACGCUGUUGACGUCAUCGAUUCCAUUAAGAAGACGAUCGGCGAGGCUUCCGAGGUGAUGUUCAGGGCCACCCGCCAAAGGGCCUUCUUCAGGGACGUCAAGAUCCUCCUGCCGAAGACCUGGACGAAGACGGCCUACGACCAGGUUGCUGUCACCGAGAACUUCCAGGACAGUGACAUCCGCGUGGACGUGAGCAACGCUGUAUAUGGUAACCAGCCUUAUACAGAACAGCCAGGUGGUUGCGGGGAUCCUGGUCGUUACAUCCACCUAACACCAGACUACCUGACAGACGACACUGAGGCAGCCAAGUGGGGACCUCGAGACAAGACCUUCGUGCACGAGUGGGCGAGGCUGCGCUGGGGAGUCUUCGAUGAGAUCGGAUACCCGGAUGACCCGAAAUACCCGCUCUUCUACAUGGACUUCUCGAAUUAUCCCUUUGUUUCCAAGCCGAAUUACUGCGCCAACCAGGAGCUCACUGGGUCGAAAAUGGACAACACAACAGGUGAUCUUUGUAACGAACUUAACGGUUUACCAACUGCCACUUGCCGAUUCGAUCCCGAUGCUAGCCAAGUGGCUAAUUCUUCCUUGAUGUCAUAUUACUAUCUUAGUUCGAUCGAGGAAUUUUGCGACAGCACCACCAGGACCCCUCACGUCGCGGACGCCCCCAACAGACACAAUGAAAAGUGUGGCCGAAGCUCCGUAUGGGAGGUCAUCGAGUCUCACGCGGAUUUCACCGGCGGAGCGAACCCUCCUGUGAGCAGCUCCAUGCCCACGAGAUUCACUGUGGUACGUCAGGAGGAAGCUAAGUUUGCCCUCGUCCUGGACUACUCAGGCAGCAUGGCCAGCUACGACAGGAUCCUGAAGUUACAAAUGGCUGCCCGUCGAUGGAUACUUCACGAGGUGUCCAUGGGAAGUUCUGUGGCCAUUAUCAAGUUCACGAGCACAGCCACGUUGGUCGCAGGACUCACCACCAUCAACAAUGACGCAACACGCCAGUCCCUUGCACAGAUAAUCGACAGCAUGGCAGGAGGAGGAACUUGCAUCGGCUGUGGACUUCAGAUGGCCAUUGGGAAUGUAAGUAGUGUGUUUGGUGUCGUGCCCUGUGUCUUAUUAAGUGUCAUUAUCUGUGUCUUACUUGGUGUCAUGUUCUGUGACUCAUUGUGUGUCAUUUUCUGCUUCGUUAUGUGUCUUUUUGUCUUAUUUGGUGUCAUGGUCUGUGUUGUUGAGUGUCAUAUUCUGUUGUGUCAGAUUUGGUGUCAUUUCAUGUAUCUUAUUUGUACCUCAUUUAGUGCCACAUUAUGUAACUUAUUUAGUGUCGUGUCCAGUACUUUAUUUGCUGUCAUGUCCAAAGGCUCUAUCAUGGCUGCCCAGGAUAAAGCCUUUUCACAAGCAGAAAUUCUACACAUUGAUGCAAAUCCCGACUACUAUAAUAAGCACCAAGAGACCAUAGAUCACCUUGCCUCUGGCUGCCAAGAAAAUGACAAGAUCACUAUCCACUUGACAGAAUUAUCCAGGCCCGACAUGAUUAUCAAGAAGAACCAUGGGAAUAAGACCUGCCUCAUGACUGAUAAGGUAGCACCAUCAGAUAAGAAUAUGCCUGCAGAGGACUUCGAUAAGCUAUCACAAUACAGAUCUGAAGACAAGGAUCAAAGACUAAAAUAUCAAUCGCUGACGCCGCGACGAUUUUAUGAGUGUCGUAAAUCCCUUCGAGAGAACAAUGUCCUCUCUCAGGAGGUGUUCAGAAAGCUUCGUUGUGUCACUUGCAACAUCUCAACUGCUGUCAUUUGUAGCGAAGGAAGCAGCCUUGAGAUGAAACGCCAGAUGAGCCUGGCGAUGGCGACGGUGGUGGCGACGGCAACGUUGGCGAUGCUGGCGCGGCUGGCGACGGCGACGCACGCGAGUGUGUCCUUGAUGAGCAACGGCUACGAAGGGCCUGUCGUGGCAAUUUCACCGUCCGUAGAUGAACUUUACUCUGUUGACGUCAUUGAUUCCAUUAAGGCUUGUGGAAGAAGGAAGUGUGAAGAGAAGACGAUCGGCGAGGCUUCCGAGGUGAUGUUCAGGGCCACCCGCCAAAGGGCCUUCUUCAGGGACGUCAAGAUCCUCCUGCCGAAGACCUGGACGAAGACGGCCUACGACCAGGUUGCUGUCACCGAGAACUUCCAGGACAGUGACAUCCGCGUGGACGUGAGCAACGCUGUAUAUGGUAACCAGCCUUAUACAGAACAGCCAGGUGGUUGCGGGGAUCCUGGUCGUUACAUCCACCUAACACCAGACUACCUGACAGACGACACUGAGGCAGCCAAGUGGGGACCUCGAGACAAGACCUUCGUGCACGAGUGGGCGAGGCUGCGCUGGGGAGUCUUCGAUGAGAUCGGAUACCCGGAUGACCCGAAAUACCCGCUCUUCUACAUGGACUUCUCGAAUUAUCCCUUUGUUUCCAAGCCGAAUUACUGCGCCAACCAGGAGCUCACUGGGUCGAAAAUGGACAACACAACAGGUGAUCUUUGUAACGAACUUAACGGUUUACCAACUGCCACUUGCCGAUUCGAUCCCGAUGCUAGCCAAGUGGCUAAUUCUUCCUUGAUGUCAUAUUACUAUCUUAGUUCGAUCGAGGAAUUUUGCGACAGCACCACCAGGACCCCUCACGUCGCGGACGCCCCCAACAGACACAAUGAAAAGUGUGGCCGAAGCUCCGUAUGGGAGGUCAUCGAGUCUCACGCGGAUUUCACCGGCGGAGCGAACCCUCCUGUGAGCAGCUCCAUGCCCACGAGAUUCACUGUGGUACGUCAGGAGGAAGCUAAGUUUGCCCUCGUCCUGGACUACUCAGGCAGCAUGGCCAGCUACGACAGGAUCCUGAAGUUACAAAUGGCUGCCCGUCGAUGGAUACUUCACGAGGUGUCCAUGGGAAGUUCUGUGGCCAUUAUCAAGUUCACGAGCACAGCCACGUUGGUCGCAGGACUCACCACCAUCAACAAUGACGCAACACGCCAGUCCCUUGCACAGAUAAUCGACAGCAUGGCAGGAGGAGGAACUUGCAUCGGCUGUGGACUUCAGAUGGCCAUUGGGAAUGUGUUGAACGGCCAGAGGAACGCGGUGAUUCUCCUGAUCACCGACGGCCAAGAAAACCCGACGCCGCCGCGGAUGAGUGACGUCAUGAGUGACGUCAUUGCUUCGGGUGCGAGAGUGGUCACCAUCGCCUUCGGGGAGAGUGCAGAUCCGAAUCUCGAACUGCUGGCGAAGAAUACAAACGGAAAAACGUUUACGGUGAAGGACACAGAUAACGGCAAUCAAUUAAAUGAUGCUUUUCUUGGCGCACUGACGUACCAGCCAGGAGAGGUCUUGGCGGAAACUCUCAUUAAGAUCUAUGAGACAGACUACCAGGGCGCCAACAGAGUCUUCACGGAGCAGUUCACAGUCGAUGCCUCUCUGGGUCGUGACCUGACCUUCAAGCUGGAGACCAACACGCCCUCGCACGUCGUCAGCCGCCCUCACCUCCUGCGUCCGGAUGGCACUAAGAUCGACAGUGCCACCUUCGACAGCACUUCAAACACGUAUGCCAUCACGGAGGCAAUGGCAGAUGUAGGGCAGUGGACAUACAGCGUUGGUCUCUCGGGCUCCGCCUCAAACUCCAUUAGCGUGAGCGUGUCAGCCAAGGCGAGAACUCCCAACGGAGAACCCAUUCGCACCAGUGCUUGGGCAAGUGCAGGCUCAGGAUCUGUUAAUGCAGUCACAAAUCCAGUCAUUGUUUAUGCAGAGGUGAAACAAGGUAACAAUCCCGUAGUGGGAGCCCGUGUCAAAGCUUUGAUCAGCGAGACAAGUUCAGCCGGAGCCCCCCAGGAGCUUGAGCUCCACGACAACGGCAAUGGAGGAGAUUCUCAAGCGGGAGAUGGCAUUUAUUCGGGCUAUCUCACCAAGUACUCCUCCGUCGGGAGGUACUCUGUCAAGGCCCAGGUGUGGAGUGACGGCGGCGCCCUUGUCAACAACGGCUUCACGACCUCCAGGAGAAAGAGAAGCCACAAAGCAGCUCGCUACGUACGGUCCGUUUCAGCGCAUCCGCUCGGUACAACUCCUUACUGCUGCGGGAGCGUCGUGCCCCUCGACCCUGCGACAGCCACGCCUACAGGAAACUUCACUCGCGUUGCUCCCGGCGGUUCCUUCCAGGUGACGGUGAUUCCAACAGGUGAUUCCUUCGCUCCAUCUCGCGUCACAGAUUUGCAUAUGACCUUAGAAAAAACGAACCUCAGUUUAACGUGGACUGCUACGGGCGAUGAUUUUGAUACCGGUACAGUUAGCGGCUACGAAAUCCGCAUGGCCCACAACGCGACGCACCUCCACGAGGACGCCUUCGACAGCGCUGCCAACGCCACCACGCUCUUGCUCUCGGUGGCAGAGUCCGCCAACUUGACCCUUCUGCUCGUCGAGGCUGGCCGGAAGGUGGCGCUCGAACUCACUCUCGAGGAGGAGGUCAAGUAUGACACUCCGUACUUGGUGGCGCUCAGGGCGGUCGACGACGCUGGCAACAAGAGCCUCGUCUCCAACAUAGUGUCAGUCCUGAUCCCGCCCCCCCCGCCCCCCGCUGACAAGACGGGGCUGUCCCUCACCCUCAUCGUCAUCGGGUGACACGUGACACCGAGUGACACGCCGCAUGGCACAUUUGCAUGGCUUGUCAUGCGGUCAUGCGAAAGAUCAACAUGGCUAUAGGAUUUAAUUUUUUUUUUAAUCCUUGGUACUGAUUAAUUUUUUGUCUUGUUUUUGUUUUAAUAGAUGUGAUUUUUGGCUCGUAUUUUGGAUUGGAUAUUUCUCAAGACUUGGAGGGAAAAAUUGGUCAAAAAAAGGAAGGUCAAGUUAGACUUUGAUUGCAAUGUGCUAUUAUUAUUAUUAUUAUUAUUAUUAUUAUUAUUAUUAUUAUUAUUAUUAUCAUUAUUAUUAUUAUUAUUAUUAUUAUUAUUAUUAUCAUUAUUAUUAUUAUUAUUAUUAUUAUUAUUGUUAUUUUCAUCAUCAUUAUCAUCGUUAUUAUAAUAAUGAUAACGAUAAUAAACAUUAUUAUCAUUAUUAUUAUCACUUAUUGUUAUUCAUUCAUUUAUUAUUUUUCCCGACUGCCCUGUGCGCCAGAGUCUGUGGAAAGCACUACAGUAUAUACUACAUACAUAUACCAUAUGUAGAAAGCCAUUAACCUUAUACCUGUAAACAUUGUCACAUCUUAUUAACAAUAAAUAUCAACAAUUUGAAAGAAAAAAA